UCAACUUAUUAGGACAGAUCAAAACAAAGCAGAGCAUAUUUAACAGUGUGACCACUGAUUAAAUGGCAGCUUUUUAGGAAUGUAUUCUGGUUUAAAUGAUUAGCUGUUACUAUGAAUUCAGUUUAGUUUUUAAAUUUCUUUGCUAAGUUUAAAGUCUAGUUUCAGAAAUUCUGAUGUGCUCUUGCACCUAUUUGUAGGGCUGCUAUAAAUAGGCCCCUGCUGGCAACACAUGCGUGUCUAUGAUAGGCAGUUACAGAGACUUUCUUCACAGACUCUGGCUCUAAAGCAACACUGACAACAUCUCAGUGGGGCUUUUACAUGGAUAACACUAUUAAAUCUGAGCUUUGAACCUUGAACAAGCUUUGGACGUGACCACAAAGUAGCUUUAUACUGUGGGUGAUACAUUUAUAUCGGAUUUAAACAUUUUUGUGAAUUGCUUCAGUGGACGAUGACUUCCAGAAGGCCAAUGACUCGCACUUAUUCUGGCAAUGGGAGGACAAGCAGCUUCAAUGAGGAGGACAGCAGCUCUUCCAAUGGCCGCUCAGAAAGCCGCAAUACUUACCUCUCGAAUGUUAGGCCUGAAAACAGCUAUUCAAGGUAUUCUCACUACAGGCCAACGAGGAGCACGUUGUGCAGCGUCAUGGCUCAGCUGACCGAGGACAUACAGCCUUGCUUUGAGACCACCUUGAAAUCAAAGGCAGUGUCAGAAAACUGUAAUGUGAAGUUCACCUGUGUGGUAUCAGGUUACCCAGCUCCAGAACUGAAAUGGUAUAAAGAUGAUAUGGAAAUGGACCGAUACUGUGGACUCCCAAAAUAUGAAAUUCGUCGUAAUGGAAAAACCCAUACCCUUCAUAUUUACAACUGCACAUUGGAUGAUGCAGCCAUCUAUCAGGUUUCAGCCAGCAAUAGCAAAGGUAUUGUCUCCUGCUCGGGAGUUUUGGAAGUUGGCACUAUGAACGAGUACAAGAUUCACCAGAGAUUCUUUGCCAAGCUGAAGCAGAAAGCAGAGAAGAAGAAGAACGAUUUGGAAAUCCAGCCCAAGAAGGAGGAUAAAGAAAACAUGCAGAAAGAGAAACCGCAGAGAAGCCCAGAACGUCCACAGAGGAAGCGGCACGUCCCACCGCCGGAGGAGAGCCCAGUGGUCAAGGAGCCUGAGGCUGUGGAACAACUGGGAGCCUCUGCAGAGCCUAAUGGAGUUAGUUCUGAAGACAAGGACACAGUCAAAGACAGUGACCUUUCUCCAUCCGAGAAAACCUUGGCCAAAAAGAAAAUAAAGAUCUCAAAUGGAGUAGAUGCCGGUGUUAACAGCAGUAGCAGCAGCAACAGUAGGAGUCAUAUGAUGGGGAAUGGAGGGGAAAAUUGUUAUGAUGGCGGAAUCAGUUUGGCACACUUUCUGGCAGAGACUCUCCAGUCCCAGGCUGCUGAGGAGAAACUCAACUCACCUAGAGGGGAGAAACAUAAAGAGAUGGAUAUUCCUAUUGUAAAUGCCAGUAAAGAGAAAGAGAAAGAGCAAGAGAGGAUACGGAAAGAGAGAGAAGAAAAAGAAAAAGCACUAGAGGAAGAGUAUGAGAGAGAGAAAAGGAGAGAACAUGAAUUGGCCACAGAGAGAGAGGAGGAAAGGGAAAGGUCGUUGGUGAUGUCGCACACAGUACCCACCACAAAACAUGAUUCAGAAGUCAAACAUCACAGCAAGGUUCAUAAGGAUCACGACCACCACCACAUCCAGGCUUCCAUCUCCUCUAUGCUUCACACAGUCAAAGACUUCUUCUUUGGUAAGAGUAAGAAGGACUCUCAUGAUCACUUUGAGGAGAGAGAGUUUGACCACUCGCAUGCCUCAACGUUCCCUCCACAACCGCAAACACCACCAUCAUUGCGGCUGCAACCAGAGCAUAAACAAGAGUGCAAGCCCCUGAUAGAAGAUGUUGUGCCUAUGGAAAUGGGUAAACCAAAGGAGCCUUCAGAAACAAUGGAUAUAGAGCAGCAGUCAGCGUCACUGGAGCCACAUGAACAUAAGCAUGAUGAAAGUAUUCUACACACAGACCUGCCACCAGCUCAUAUAUUGUCACCUGAGAACGUAGAGGAGUCUACCGGGCUGAGCGCCAAGGAGGCUGAUGAUGCUGUGGUGGCUAUGGAGGUGUCUGUGAGCCCAGAGAGCAGCAGUCCAGGUGAAGAAAUGUCAUUGUCUGGGCUUCAAGUUCUCACUGAGGCUGAAUCUCAGGUAGACUCAGUUAUCACAGAAGUUUCCAUAUGCCAGCAAAAGCCAGAUUGUCUGGUAGUUUAUCACCAUGCUGCAAGAGAUGAGUCUUCACCCAGGGAAGAUAUAUCUGUCUUACCACAGACCCAACCCCCUUGUGAAGAGGAAUCCUCCCCCACACCCACCCUCACUAGUUUGGAAGAAAGCGGGACUCCCCCCCACAGUGUUAUCUCAGACAGCCCCAGCCUUGGAGAAGCACCCACUGGGACUUUGCGAGAUGAGGAGAUGAGUGUUGAUAAGAUGGACAAAGAAAGUGAACCAGACACAGAGGGGGGUCGUUUGUCCAAUACGUUAUGUGAGGAAGAGAAAGCAGAAGUGAAAUCAAACAAACAGCCGUGCUCAGAUAUAAACAGAUCUGAAAUGACUGAAUUAACAACAUCUUCACUGGAAGAGAGAAUAGAGCCAUGUGAAUCUAAAACACCAGAUCAGGUGCUUGCAUCUCUGUCUGCUGUAGCAGCAUACAGUGUAGAGAGAUAUAACGAAAAAGAAGCGACUGAAAGUACUUCACUGAUUCAGGAAAUGAAUGUAGGAUUUCCGCCCACUGCGGCCCCAGAGAGUUUGGAGAUGGGUGACCUAAAAAUACAGCAAGAAUGCAGUUCUUCUAUAGUAGAGGAAAGCACAGUCCACAAUGUCAGCGCACUGGAGAGUUCAAACUCAGGUUUUAGAGAUAGUGAAGACAGAAUUGAAUUGCAAGAUUUAGAAGAAGUUAAUUCGUGCAAAAAUCUAAAAGCACAAGAGCCAGACAUUUUCGAAGCUGAGGGCACUGAAGCAAGGAAUGAGAGCAUACAGUUCGAAGAGGAGACAGAAAAGAUAAAUCCAGUGAAAGAAGAGGAGUUUGAUGAAUCAAACAGCCUUUCAGUGACACAAAACAAGGAAGGUAAUGCUAAUGUUUUGGAGGAACACAGUAAUGCUCCACAUCAAGACAGCAGUGAGAGACAACAGGGUUGGCCCUCAGAGAAUAUUCCACAAAUCCAAAUAUCUACUAUUGAAGACACCCCAGAUACUAAACCAACUGUGCCAGAUGUGAACCCAAAUGAACAUUUUGUAAUCCCAAAAAUUGAAAUAAUGGAGCCUGAGCUAAAAGAACACACUGUGCCACUAAGUAUUUUGGCACUAAACAAGCAAGAAUCAGAGUCUGCUAUUUUGCAAAAACAUGAUGCAACUCAUGUGUCAGCAGUAAAAAUCCAACAACAGAGCAUGAGUGAUUCUUCAAGUUUGUUGCCCACACAGAAAGGUAUGCAGAAUGAUUAUAACCUCUUACCAACAGAGAAAACAAAGGAAGUUGCGCAAUUAGAUGAUGAGACAGAAAUGUUUGAGCGAGAGCAGCCAUUUCCUAAAAGCAGUAAACAGCUCCCUCAGAUGGACUUUGUAUCAAUUCCUGUGAUAAAUGUUUCGUGCACUGAUGACAAGGAGGACGAUGCAAGUGCAAACAGACACAUUUCAGAUACGCCACAGUCUUUUGAAAUUCCAACUGUGCCUUUGUUUGUGGUGCCACCGAUCUCUGUCACUUGUCACGAAAGUGAUUCUGCACUUAAUCUGUCCUCUCACAUUGAGUCAACAGAAACAGAAACUUCAGCUGUCAAGCAAAACGGAACAAGGCAUGAUGAUGACAAGAAAAAAGAAGAAAUGGCAGAAAAGAGUGUAAAAGAGAACAGUCUCUCAAUGCUAUAUGAAGCUCUAACACCAAACGUUGGUAACAAUGUGCCAUCAUCCAGUAAAACAACAGAAGACAACAUUGUCCCUGAAAUCUUGAAGACAAGACCCCUUAAAGAGGCCAAAACAGAGAGUUCUGUCUCUGUUGAGGAGCUCCAAAGAAACAGAUCGUCUGUCGAGAGACUGUCCUCUAAACCCCCAACACAUCCAUCAUUGAGUCCAGCCAGUCUCCGGAAAUUCAUGUCCAAAGCUCCUCCAGACUCAGACAAUGAGGCUGUGACGGCUAUCCCUGUAAUCACUGUGGGUGAUCGUCAGAGUGACAAAGCAGACGAAGAUCUGAGUGGAGGCUCAACACCAACAUCAUCCCUCUCCUGUGAAAGCAGUCCUCGGCUGAAACGCAGAGACAGUCUGUCCCUCAUACGCUCUGCCACACCUGAGGAGUUGGCCUCCGGAGCUCGUCGCAAAAUCUUCAUCCCAAAACCUAAAGAAGAUGGAGAGGGAGCAGUGGUUGGUGCGCUAGAUACUCAAGUUAAGAAGGAGAGCCCCUACAUGUCGCCCAGCCAGGCUCGCAGAGCAGCAUUACUACAAGCUUCCACAGGACAAAAUACUCCACCAAUGGAAAGGCGCUCUCCCCUGCUGAGCCGCAGAAAGGUCACCUUGGAGGUGCCAAAAGUCGUGGAGGAGACUCCCGCAGAAGAGCCAGUCAGCACCAAACGAGAGGAGAAACCUGCUGAAAAGAAGCUAGACCCUUUGAAAGCUCCACAGGUCAUCCGCAAAAUCAGGGGAGAGCCAUUCCCGGAUGCCUCCGGACACCUGAAGCUCUGGUGCCAGUUCUUCAAUGUGCUUAGUGACUCCACCGUUAAGUGGUUCAGAGAUGAGGAGGAAAUACUAGAGGUGAAGAGAAGUGGAGGAGAUGAAAGCCAAGUAGCUCUGGCUAUUGUCCUAGCAUCCAGCCAAGACUGUGGGGUAUAUGGCUGUUCCAUCAAUAAUGAAUAUGGGACUGACACCACUGACUUCCUGCUCAGUGUAGACAUUCUGUCUGAGAUAUUAUUAAGAGAUGAUUUGGAAGUUGGAGAGGAGAUCGAGAUGACCCCACUGCAGUUCACCAAAGGCCUGGCCAACUGUGGCACCUGGGGUGACAGGUACUUUGGCCGCAUCAUGACCGAGACGGCGAACAUCGGGGAGGGCUGUGCUCACAAAGCCAGCAGAGUGAAGGUCAUUUAUGGACUGGAUCCUGUCUUUGAGUCUGGAAGCGCCUGCAUCAUCAAAAUUCAAAACCCCAUUGCCUACGGGACCAAACAGGAGAGCAACCUUGCAGAAAGGAAUCUAGAGAUUACUAAACACGAAUGCAAAGUCCAAAACAUGAUUCGAGAAUACUGUAAAAUCUUUGCUGCUGAAGCAAGAGUUAAUGAGAACUUUGGCUUUUCACUAGAAGUGACUCCUCAGUAUCUGAUGUACCGGCCUGCAAACUCUGUGCCAUAUGCCACAGUGGAGGCUGAUAUCAAGGGUGUCUUUCUCAAGUAUUGUAUGAUGGAUCCUAAAGGCAGGCUAAUUACACGAACUGGUUCUGAGGUGGAGCAGAAAUGCAGCACCUUCCAGCACUGGAUCCAUCAGUGGACGCACGGCAAUUUGCUGGUCACUCGGCUGGAGGGUGUUGAAACGAAGAUUACAAAUGUUCAAGUUGUGACCAAGUCAAAAGGAUACCAAGGACUAACAGACCGUGGUUCUCCUGAAGUAUUUGAACAGUUCCUGACACACCAUCAGUGCAACUACUACUGUGGACUUCUUGGCCUACAACCACUUAAGACUAUGGAUAGUCUGCAGCCCACCAAGAUGAAGGGCUCUAGGAGCCCCCUGCUCAACCGCAAGUUGGGCUCUAACAGCCCAAAGCUGCAGCGGAAAGGACAAAGCCCUCAGAUGUUAAGAAAGGCAAAUUCUAGCCCAAAGGUAACUAGAAAAGUGCAGGAGACAGAGGACAAUAAAUCAGGUGCCAAACCCAAGCCUGCAGAAAUUGUUGACGUUCUUGAAAUGAGGUAGGAAAAGAAGCUCUUUUGUGUCAAGCAAGAUUUUAUUACUUUUAAUGGUUUAGUAUUACCUGUUUCUUUCCAGUUACCAAAGCCAGCAAGGACUUGAAGAGUAAGAUUAUAAGAAAAUGAAUAGUGUGUUGACCUGUCUUGUCAUAAAGAAUUACUGUGAACUCAGUUGCCAUUACAGUUACGGUGCCAUCAAUCGUCCAGCUAUUUCCUGUAGUUAAAAGGUUUAUGAGACUAUUUGGAGCAAUGGGUACAAGGGUUUUGACCUUAUAUCUCAUUGACACCAAACAACAAAAUCUGUGUUUUUACUUUAACAGUAUGAAAAAAAAGCUAAAACUGGGCCACAUAACAGGUGACAUACCACUAUUAAAUGGUUUGAAACACUUACCUCAGAGUCUUAUCAGCUCUAUGAGUGGACAAACAACUCUGCAAGCAAUAUUUGUCAACUCAAAUUCAUCAUCACUGAACCAUACAGUUUUGCUCUUUUCUUUUAACAAAUGUCGACAAUUUAGUGGUUUGAGUUAAUGCAUUAUGGAGAAUAAACCCACAGCCACACAGGGGGUUGAGGUAAUGUAUUCAUAGUAGAUGCUGCAUGUUUAUCUGUGUUGUACAGUAUGUGUAGGACAUAAAGUUUAUUUUGGAGAUGUUAUUUAUGGUUGGCAUUUGAACUGCUCACGCUGUUGAAUUACAGCACCAUUUUUAGGUCAAAGAUGUUUGCGUGCACCUUGUUUUUGGCAUUACUUUUGAGUUGUUUUUGAGCUCUUUGUAUCUGUUGUGUCUGUGUCUUUAAUCAGUCCUCUUACAGUAUUUUAGAAUAUAUGCUGUUGAAUGAUAUUGUCAAAACAAUGAGCACUAAUGGGCUUACCAGUAAACUCUUUAAUUAUGGUAUGCUCACACUCAUUGACAUGGCAAACACAGGAGUAGAAAGGAAAGCUGCUAAUUGAGUUCCAGAUAGUUAUUUUGACCUGACCUAUGUACUGUGGGAUAAUGGCACACUGAACAAAAUAAACAAAAGAGCAAACUCAGAGCUUUCAGAAGCCUAUUGAUCAUUAAGAAAGGCUCCUUGCCUUGCAAGUUUUAUGGCAAGUCACAUUUUGCUGAAAAAGAGAGUGGUGAGUUUUGCUUGUGUGCAGUUGGUCAGAAGGAAACCAUACCAAUCUUAAGUAUUGCCUUUUCUUUUUGUUCUAUUAUUAUUUGUUCUAUUCUUUUUUUUAGGUUACAAAGCCAGCAUGGACUUAAGGAGUAAGAAUGAAAACUGUCUGUUAUCUCAUGAGUGUGCACAGGUAUUCAUGGUUAAAUUUUAACUGGAGUCACUUAUCUUUUACAAUUAAUACAGAACUGACUGAAAUCUCUCGGAAAUUCUGAAAUGUAUUAUUGGUUAAUGAUCAGUGAGAGUCUUCAAAUGAGUCCAAAUACUUCAGAUGCCGUUAGUUAAUUGCAUGAUUGUUUAACACAGAAAACCCUAAUUCUAUAAAAACAUGUUGCAAUGAGGUUAAAAUUUUUAUCAGCAGACGACAAACAAAUGGUUGUAUUUAUGUGUACAUAAAGUCAAAGGACUAAAUACCUAAAGUCGUGUGAAGAAAAAUGUAAAAUGCGUGGGUGAGUGUGCGAGUGAGUAAAUGAAUGACUAAUUAAGAAAGAAUAAAUGUGUGUUAACAAUGUGUGCUGUCGUUGUUAUGUCACAUUAUGUCAGCUAAUUUUUAAAAAAUAAAUAUGUAAAACAUUUGUGUCCAAGCAUA
Dicentrarchus labrax (European seabass) is the source of this 7679-nucleotide messenger RNA. It is a transcript of the gene alpk3a, whose product is annotated as alpha-kinase 3a. The record is from RefSeq and is a predicted model, not a curated record. The transcript has 15 exons. Gene Ontology annotation, biological process: cardiac muscle cell development; protein phosphorylation. Gene Ontology annotation, cellular component: nucleus. Gene Ontology annotation, molecular function: ATP binding; protein serine/threonine kinase activity. The coding region runs from base 449 to 5944 and encodes 1831 amino acids. Lineage: Eukaryota; Metazoa; Chordata; Actinopteri; Moronidae.